Mirounga angustirostris (Northern elephant seal) is the source of this 4053-nucleotide messenger RNA. It is a transcript of the gene VPS50, whose product is annotated as VPS50 subunit of EARP/GARPII complex. The transcript is spliced from 28 exons. The record is from RefSeq and is a predicted model, not a curated record. Gene Ontology annotation, biological process: retrograde transport, endosome to Golgi; endocytic recycling. The coding region runs from base 125 to 3016 and encodes 963 amino acids. Gene Ontology annotation, molecular function: SNARE binding. Gene Ontology annotation, cellular component: EARP complex. Lineage: Eukaryota; Metazoa; Chordata; Mammalia; Carnivora; Phocidae.
UGACCCGGGUCAGCAGCUCCACGUGACUACUCACUAUGGCUUCCCUGUGCCCGGGCGAGCUGUCUGGUGGUUCGGCGUGAUUUAUUAGUUCUUUGUGGCAGGGUACCGCUCUUACGAUUCCGACAUGCAAAAAAUCAAAUCUCUUAUGACCCGACAGGGUCUGAAAAGCCCUCCGGAAAGCCUUAGUGAUCUUGGUGCCAUUGAGAGUCUCCGGGUCCCUGGAAAGGAGGAAUUCCGAGAACUUCGAGACCAGCCUAGUGACCCUCAAGCUGAACAAGAGCUAAUUAAUAGUAUUGAACAAGUAUAUUUUUCAACGGACUCAUUUGAUAUUGUUAAAUAUGAGCUGGAGAAACUCCCUCCUGUUCUCAAUUUGCAAGAAUUAGAGGAGUACAGAGACAAAUUGAAACAACAGCAAGCUGCAGUCUCUAAAAAAGUAGCAGAUUUAAUCCUUGAAAAACAGCCUGCUUAUGUAAAGGAACUUGAAAGAGUUACCUCAUUACAGACGGGUCUUCAGUUAGCUGCUGUUAUCUGCACAAAUGGGAGGAGACACUUGAAUAUUGCCAAGGAAGGUUUUACUCAAGCUAGUUUAGGCCUUCUUGCAAAUCAAAGGAAACGUCAGUUGCUGAUUGGACUUCUGAAAUCUCUGAGAACUAUAAAAACAUUGCAAAGAACAGAUGUGCGCUUAAGUGAAAUGCUGGAGGAGGAAGACUAUCCAGGAGCUAUUCAGUUGUGCCUGGAAUGUCAGAAAGCCGCCAGCACUUUUAAACAUUACAGUUGCAUAAGUGAAUUGAAUUCAAAGCUUCAAGAUACUUUAGAACAAAUUGAGGAACAGUUGGAUGUAGCUCUUUCUAAAAUUUGCAAGAAUUUUGACAUAAACCAUUAUACCAAGGUUCAGCAGGCUUAUCGACUUCUUGGAAAAACACAGACAGCAAUGGAUCAACUUCACAUGCACUUCACUCAAGCCAUUCAUAAUACAGUGUUUCAAGUUGUUCUUGGUUAUGUGGAACUAUGUUCAGGAAACACAGAUACAAAAUUCCAAAAGCUGCAAUAUAAGGAUCUCUGUACACAUGUUACACCAGACAGCUAUAUUCCAUGCCUUGCUGACCUGUGCAAAGCACUGUGGGAAGUUAUGCUCAGCUAUUACAGGACUAUGGAAUGGCAUGAAAAACAUGACAAUGAGGAUACUACUUCUGCUUCCGAAGGGAGUAAUAUGGGUACUGAAGAAACUGAUUUUGAUCGUGGCUACAUAAAAAAGAAAUUAGAACAUGGACUUACACGAAUAUGGCAGGAUGUUCAGCUAAAAGUAAAAACCUACUUGCUUGGAACAGAUUUGUCUAUAUUUAAAUAUGAUGAUUUCAUCUUUGUUUUGGAUAUAAUCAGCAGGUUAAUGCAAGUUGGAGAAGAAUUUUGUGGUAGCAAAUCUGAAGUUUUGCAAGAGUCCAUUAGAAAACAGAGUGUCAACUAUUUUAAGAACUACCAUAGAACACGGCUUGAUGAACUGAGAAUGUUUCUAGAGAAUGAGACAUGGGAGCUUUGUCCUGUGAAGUCAAAUUUCAGCAUCUUGCAACUUCAUGAAUUUAAAUUCAUGGAACAGUCUCGUUCCCCAUCAGUUUCACCUAGUAAGCAGCCAGCCUCAACAUCCUCAAAAACAGUGACCUUGUUUGAGCAGUACUGUAGUGAUGGGAAUCCAUUUGAAAUCCAGGCCAACCGCAAAGAUGAAGAAACAGAAGAUGUCCUGGCUUCUAAUGGGUAUGAAUCUGAUGAACAAGAAAAAAGUGCCUAUCAGGAGUAUGACAGUGACAGUGAUGUUCCUGAGGAACUGAAACGAGAUUAUGUGGAUGAGCAAACAGGUGAUGCGCCUGUGAAAAGCGUUUCUAGAGAAACUCUAAAAAGCAGGAAGAAGUCAGAUUAUAGUCUAAAUAAAGUGAAUGCACCCAUCUUAACAAAUACAACAUUGAAUGUAAUAAGACUUGUUGGUAAAUAUAUGCAGAUGAUGAACAUUCUUAAGCCGAUUGCCUUUGAUGUUAUUCAUUUCAUGUCUCAGCUAUUUGAUUACUACUUGUAUGCAAUAUAUACCUUUUUUGGUCGGAAUGAUUCACUGGAAUCAACAGGACUAGGCCUUAGUAGUAGUAGACUAAGAACAACUCUUAACAGAAUACAAGAAAGCCUUAUUGAUAUGGAAGUUUCAGCUGAUCCUACUGCCACCCUCACAGCAGCAGAAGAGAGAAAGGAGAAGGUACCAAGUCCACACCUCAGUCACCUAGUGGUUUUGACAUCUGGGGAUACAUUAUAUGGGCUGGCGGAAAGAGUGGUAGCCACAGAAUCCUUGGUAUUCUUGGCUGAACAGUUUGAGUUCCUUCAGCCCCAUCUGGAUGCCGUGAUGCCCGCAGUCAAAAAGCCCUUUCUUCAGCAGUUUUAUUCUCAGACAGUCUCAACUGCCAGUGAACUACGCAAACCAAUUUAUUGGAUUGUAGCUGGUAAAGCUAUUGAUUAUGAACAGAUGCUGCUCCUAAUGGCGAAUGUGAAGUGGGACGUAAAAGAAAUUAUGUCACAGCACAACAUCUAUGUAGAUGCACUGCUAAAGGAAUUUGAGCAGUUUAACAGGAGGUUAAAUGAGGUUUCUAAGAGAGUUCGGAUACCCCUGCCCGUGUCUAAUAUACUUUGGGAACACUGUAUACGGCUGGCCAACAGAACUAUUGUGGAGGGAUAUGCCAACGUCAAGAAGUGUAGUAAUGAGGGUCGUGCCUUGAUGCAAUUGGAUUUUCAACAGUUUUUAAUGAAACUUGAAAAACUAACAGAUAUUAGACCCAUUCCUGAUAAAGAAUUUGUGGAAACCUAUAUUAAAGCCUACUAUCUAACCGAGAAUGACAUGGAACGCUGGAUCAAAGAGCACAGGGAGUAUUCAACGAAGCAGUUGACCAAUCUGGUAAAUGUUUGCCUGGGAUCCCAUAUCAAUAAGAAAGCAAGACAAAAACUUCUAGCUGCUAUAGAUGAUAUAGAUAGACCCAAAAGAUAAUGAACACAUUCUUUUUUCUCAAUGGCAUUGAUCUUCUCUCAACAUAUAUGACAUGAAAGCCAAUUUUUCAUGCACUCCUGACUAUUGUCUGCUAAGAAAUCUUUGUGCAUGUUCUUUCCAACUGGAAAGUGGAAAACACUGAAGUUCGUGUGGUGUUCUCAAAUGACUUUUAUAUGCUCUGAUCCUUCUCUUCAACUUUUAGUCUCAUUUGUUGUAUUCUUUUUCUGAAAUGAUAUCAUUGCCUUGUCAUAAGUAUUGUUAUGUGACUACAGUUAUACAUUUUACUGAAGAAUGCACUGUAAGUAUAUAAUUAGAAGGAACAGUGAUAAUGCAUCCAUGGGCAGUUUUUGGAGAAUGAAUUUAUGUUGGUAUUUUUUUACCCUCUCUACUUGGUUCUUAAUACAUAAGUGAGAGGGUUUUGUACAGUAUCUCCUAAUUAUGAGCACUGCAUGAGAAUUGAAAAGUACAUGUAAGCAAAAUAGCUGAAAAAUCAGUAUGUUCUCUGUGUUUUUAAAUGUCAGAGUUUAUGUCGGGGUUAAUUUGGUUAUAACAGUGAUCAUAAAUGAUGAAAUUGAAUAAAUAUUAUACUCUACCACGGUCCGCCUAUGUAAGACUAAAUUUUGAUAUUGUUCCACGGCAGGCAGAAUUUAUGAAACUGUAACAGAACUUUUCAGUGUGUUCUAACAAUUUUAAUGAUCUUACAUCCUGGUACCAGUGGUGAAAAGUAAUUUCAUUGGAUGUACCUUUUCAGAGCCUGAGUAGCACCCAGAAUAGUGAUUAUGGGAUUUUUUUUUUUCUUUUCUUUUUCUUUUUUUUUUUUUUAAUAUGGGACAUUUUUUCACAUAAGCGUUGUUCUCUUUGAAUUCUGCUUCUGUCUUAAGACAGGAAAACCUGGCUUAGCUGAGUUAGGGGAAGAACUGUUAGUAGUCAAGCAUAAGUUUAUGGUCAUAUGUUCACCUUUCUUAGAGAUCUGCUUUGUAUCACAGAUGUAAAAUAAUGUGAUCUAGCUAGGAAUAAACUUUGGAACUCAGUCUUUA